AUGAGAAAAUAUCUUGGUCCUGAGGGGCAGGAGCCUGACGUUAAAGAGGGAGUGGGGCUCACCCAAAUCAAAGAGGAGGAGCCAGAGCUCCCUUACCAGCAAAUGCCAGAAGAGCAACUUCCAAUCAAAAAGGAGGAAGCGCUACCUUGUGUUAAAGAGGAGGACCAAGAUAUUACCGGGACGACCGGCGAGCCCUUGAAAAGCGAAGACGAAGGUACGAGCGCGGACGGCGAAGGGACGGAGCCUCUGAGCGGCAGCGGCGACAGCUCAACAGAAGGAUCCCAGGAUCCGGACAACCUCAUCGCUCCACUAUCGGAUAGCGACGACGCCACGUCGCAUUCCCCGUACGCUGACGACGAUGAGCCUGAAGGCCGUACCAAACAUCACGACGACACGCGUACGAGCGAGAAACCUUUUUCGUGCUCCGAUUGUGGUAAAAGUUUCACACAGAAGGGAAGCUUAAAAUUACACGCAAGGACCCACACCGGCGAGAAACCCUUUUCCUGCGCCGAUUGUGGCCAAAAAUUCACACAGAAGGGAAGCUUAAAAUUACACGCGAGAACCCACACUGGCGAGAAACCUUUUGUCUGCGCAAUUUGCGGGCAAAGAUUUGCUCAGAAGGGAAACUUGAACAUACACAAAAGAACCCACACGGGAGAGAAAUGGUUCUCCUGCUCAAUUUGUAGUCAGACGUUCACUCAAAGGGAAGGCUUAAAAAAUCACACGAGAACCCACACCGGCGAGAAACCUUUUUCCUGCUCGGACUGUGGCCAAGAAUUCACACAGAAGGGAAGCUUAAAAUUGCACGUGAGAACCCACACUGGCGAGAAACCUUUCUCCUGCUCAAUUUGUGGCCAAAGAUUCACGCAGAAGGGAAACUUGAAAAUACACAAAAGAACCCAUACGGGAGAGAAACGUUUCUCCUGCUCAAUUUGCAGUCAGACGUUCACCCAAAAGGAAGCCCUAAAAAAUCACACGAGAACCCACACUGGCGAGAAACCUUUCUCCUGCUCAGUUUGUGGUCAAAGAUUCAUUCAGAAGGUUAGCUUACAAGCUCACGAAAGAACCCACACUGGCGAGAAGCCUUUCUUCUGCUCGGUUUGUGGCCAAAGAUUCAGCCACAAGAACGCCCUAAAUAAACACGCUAGAACCCACACCGGUGAGAAACCUUUCCUCUGCUCAAUUUGUGGCCAAAGCUUCACAGAAAAGAAAAACCUAAAAAUACACGCGAGAACCCACACUGGUGAGAAACCCUAUCCCUGCUCGGAUUGUGGCCAAAGUUUCACUCAGAAGGGAAGCUUAAAAAUACACGCGAGAACCCACACUGGCGAGAAACCUUUCUCCUGCUCGGAUUGUGGCCAAAGAUUCGCUCAGAAGGGAAACUUGACAAAGCACUCGAGAACCCACAAUGGCCAUCGGACUUAUUCCUGCUCAGACUGUGGGCAAAUAUUCAGCCAGAAGGGAAAUUUCCAACAACAUGUGAGGACGCAUACGGGUGAAAAACCUUUUUCUUGUUCGGCGUGUGAUGAAAGAUUCUCUUGGAAGGGUCAACUUAAGAGGCACGUGUGUGUGUGA
Nerophis lumbriciformis (worm pipefish) is the source of this 1575-nucleotide messenger RNA. Lineage: Eukaryota; Metazoa; Chordata; Actinopteri; Syngnathiformes; Syngnathidae. The record is from RefSeq and is a predicted model, not a curated record.